AGCCUGUUGACUUUGUGUUUGACUGGUAGGGGAAAAAUUCCGUCUUCUUUUCGAUCUUCUGAUUCUUCUCCAAUCCAAUCCAGUCCUCCACAAGGGUUGUUAUGGUUUCUUCCAUGCUCUCUGAUUUGAGCAAUUAUGUUUUUGCAAUUUCUGUGGCAAAUUAGAUAACGUAAUUAGUGGGGCAAGUACGAGUGAAACUCACGAGCUAUGAGUUUCUUCACAGGAUCAUCCAACCGCACUAGUACUAGGCAACCCGUCAUGACUGCGGAUACGACUGAUCCGAGUUAUUGGUUGAAUUGGAGGUUUCUCGUUUGUGCAGUAUGGAUCUUAUCUACCAUCGUUGCAGCCUCAAUUCUUAUAUGGAAAUACGAAGGUUUCAAAAAAUCAACAACGGGGAGGAGAACAGAAGAUGAGCGAGAAGCGGUGGGGGCUUUGUACGAGGGUGAAGUCUGGAAGACGUGCCUUAAGGGAAUUCAUCCCGCGUGGUUACUUGCUUAUAGAGUAAUCGCUUUCUUUGUGAUGUUGGGGUUGAUAGUUGCCAAUGUUGCUCUUGACGGAGGCGGCAUCUUUUACUAUUAUACUCAGUGGACGUUUGCUUUGGUCACAUUCUAUUUCGGGUUUGGAUCUUCAGUCUCGCUUUGCGGAAUUUAUAAGCAUCGCAAUAGGAUUGGUGAGGAUGAAGAGCGAGGCGCUUAUGUUGCUCCGACACUAGGGGAGAGUGGCAAUACGUUCAGUGGAUCUAAAAGACUUACUCAUGAAGAAUAUCCCGGCCGCGAAGGUGCAGGUGCAUGCGAAUACAUCUUUCAAAUUAUUUAUCAGAUGUGUGGAGGUGCCGCGGUUCUCACUGAUUGCGUAUAUUGGCUCAUUCUGUCCAAAUCUGACACACUGGAUUUUAUGCUGGUCAGUAUGCACUCGGUCAAUGCCGUUUUCCUCCUUGGCGAGGCAGUUUUGAAUAACAUGCGGUUUCCAUUGUUCCGAAUCGCAUAUUUUGUGCUGUGGACGGGAGUGUUCGUGAUUUUCCAGUGGAUAUUCCAUGCUUUCAAAUCCAUGGCGUGGCCUUAUUCAUUUCUCGACCUCUCAUCCUCGUACGCUCCCUUAUGGUAUAUUGGGAUUGGAUUGAUGCAUCUCCCAUGCUACGGCUUCUUUGCUUUUAUAAUUAGGAUGAAGAACUUGCUGUUGUCAAGAGCGUUUCCGGAGUCUUAUCAGAGCGAGAGAUGAGGAAGCGGAUGAGGACCGCAUUCGUUAAUCGGAGGCUACGUGGUGCGACCACGGCACCACAUUGCAAAACCAUUUUCAUAUGGCAGAUUAAUGAUUUUUUGGCCUAACUCUGGUGGUUCCGGCUUCGAAUUGUAAUAAGCUGCACUAGAUGAUUCUUCUUCUGAAGCAGCUACGGCAUUUAGACUUGCACGUAACAAUGAUAUGAUUGAUUUUUCAAUGUCCUUA
This is a messenger RNA of Malus domestica (apple), 1443 nucleotides long. RefSeq lists its product as uncharacterized. The record is from RefSeq and is a predicted model, not a curated record. Lineage: Eukaryota; Viridiplantae; Streptophyta; Magnoliopsida; Rosales; Rosaceae. Gene Ontology annotation, cellular component: membrane.